GAAUAAACAACUACUCCGUAUCUUUUUAACUUAAUGGCUCUGUACUAGUUUUUUAGUUUUUCUAUGGAUGUAAGAUAGAAUGGCGGCGACUAGGAGGUUGCAGAAGGAGCUUGCGGACAUCAGGAAUUCUGGCUUAAAAGCCUUUCGUGACAUUCAUGUGGAUGACACAAACAUUCUCACUUGGCAAGGGCUUAUUGUUCCUGAUAAUUCGCCAUACAACAAAGGUGCCUUCAAAAUUGAAAUAAAUUUUCCUGCAGAAUAUCCUUUUAAGCCACCAAAGAUAAUCUUCAAAACCAAAAUCUACCAUCCAAACAUUGAUGAGAAGGGACAAGUGUGCCUUCCAAUCAUCAGUGCAGAGAACUGGAAGCCGGCCACCAAGACGGACCAGGUGAUACAAGCUUUAGUUGCGCUCGUCAAUGACCCAGAGCCAGAACAUCCAUUAAGAGCUGAUCUUGCAGAGGAAUACCUGAAAGAUCGCAAGAAAUUCAUAAAGAAUGCAGAAGAAUACACAAAAAAGUACAGUGAAAAACGGCCUGCUGACUAGAUCUGAACGUUUCUAGUGAUGCAAGUAUGUUACGAUGUCAGAACUGUUAACCUCAUUGUUUUGACGUAUUACUCAUGGUACUUGAUAUGAGUAAACGUUUGGUGUCGUGUUUAGUCACCUUGAUUUCCAGAAUUGGGAAAUUGACUGUCAGGAGUCUUAUUAUUUGUUUAUAUUCAACACAUUUAAAAAAAUGCAACUUCCAUCCUGAUUUGUAGGCAUUAGACUUAAGACUCCAUGUCUAAUGGGGGACCUCUUGGCAUGGAGAUUUAAGGCAGCAUUAUUAAACCUAACUGAAGCUUUUGGACCAAAGUACAUUUCAUCAGUUUUUGCACAGCCCCGCAUGUGGACAAGUGGUCAGAGUUUGUAAGAAAAUAGUUGAGUAGCUCAUGAAAGUGUAAGGUUGAAUUCCCGAGGGUGGAAGUUAUAAACAUAAAUUAUCUUGUUACGGAUUUGGUAUUUGUUGUCCUAGAUGACAUCUUAUUGGUCAUAUGGAAGACAUAACCAAAAGUGAUACUGUUGAAGUAGAUGUGUUGGACAUUUUAAAUUGUUUUGCCAUUUGCAGGUCAUGGGGACACUGUUUUUAAAAAAAUAUCAAUCACAAUGUAUGGUUGCAAUUCUCAACCCCAUCCUCCCAAAUAUCAGUAUGCCAUUUUAACUGAUAUGGAGGCAGGUUCUUUUUGUGUGCUAUUAUGUGUUAGACACUGUCGUUUGUGAUAGGUAUUGGCAAAUAGUUUGCAAAACUAUCUAACAGAAAUUGUUUUCUACUUUGUGAUUUAUCUCGACAGCACAAUGCCCCACAGAAUGUUCAAACCUAAAUUUAAUAGUUUUUUCUUCGUAGUGAGCAUCAUGAACUGUGAGGGUUAUUUGAUUCAACCCAGAAAUUUUAAUAUCUGUAAGUAAAUGCUAUGCAAACUUAUGUAUAGAUUAUGGUGCAUGUAGUAAUUGGUGUAGAAUUAUGCAAAUAUGAGUUAAAUAACACACAAAGAGAGACACACACACACACAUAUUGACACAGACACAGAUACACAAAUACACAGAUACACUCAGGCACAAAGACAGAGGCAUAGAGAGAAAGACACACAGAGACAGACACACAGUCACAGACUCAGACCGACACACAGACACACACAUAUAAUUUUUGUUGGUGUGUGUUUUUAUACCGAUCUAGGUUUUAUUUAAGUUUGAUGAAAUUUUGUACUUUUGACCUUCAAAACAAGGGGAGGGUCACUGUCUACAUGAGUUUUCGAAAAACUAUCCCAUCCCCCUUUUCUACCUCUUAAGUCAGAAUUGUUGUACUUCUUGAAAUUUUGCAUAUAUACUGCAUUCAAAAUAGAGGAAAAUUACUGUCUACAUCUGAUUUUGAAAAACACUACCCACAUCCCUCUGUCUACAUGAUAUUGAGAAGAAACCAUCCCUAUUCCCCUGUCUAACCCGUUAAAGAAGAAUUUAGUUAUUACACCCACCUUUUGAAAUAAUGCCAUAGUUAAUUCCAGGAAAACAGAGCACUAAUAAAAUAUGUUUUUCCCAUAACCGGAGAGGAUAGGGAAUUUUGGUUUGAGAAAAUUUUGAGCAGGAACAAAAAUUACAGAGGAAACAGGACAGUAUUUAGUAUUAUUUUAGGUUACAAAUUUCAAAAAUUUCCCUUCUAUUACAAAGGAAAUAUUUCCUUUUUAUUGUGUAGGCCCAAACAUAGUGAUGAUAAGCUAACUGGACAAAAAAUUAGUCACCCCUGAAGAAAUAAUUACAAACAUCAUUUAAUGCAGUGUAACUCCAUCUCUGGACUUGAUAAUCAUCUGGAUUUGAUUAGAAAGUGAGUCCACAAGGUUUUGCAGGUACGUCGCAUCCAGGUAAAGCCACUCUCUGAGGAUUUGAUUAUGCAAUUCCACAAAAUUGCAGGGAUGCUGAUGUCGGCAUUUUACCCGCUGUUCCAACAUGCCCCUCAGAUUUUCAAUAGGGUUCAAGGUAGGUGAUUCGCAGGCCAUUCGAGAUGUUACAGGGAGAGGAGUGUUCAUGAAACCAGUCUCAUAUGCGUCCAGCCUGAUGAACUAUUCUGUUUCAUCUUGAUAAAUUGGAGUAUCAGUUGAAUUCUCGUCGCAGAUGUUGACUAAAAGGCAACACCUGAUGAUCCAGAAUGUUUGAAUUAACAUGCUGGUUCGUGUUAGUGGUUACCGUAGUGAGCGGGCCCAAUCCAUGAUAUGAAUAACACCCCCAAAACAUCUCAGACCCCCGAAACAUCUCAGACCCCCGAAACAUCUCAGACCCACCUCCGGCUUGAACAUGACUUACACACGUCCAGGGUGAAAUACUUCAUUUGGCCUUUGGUGCACUCUACAAUGUGCGUCAUUGGAAUGCAGGCAAAAAUAUGAUUCGUCAGACCACAUUGAUGAUUUCUAGCUCAUUGAAGAUGCACAGCUUUAUGUGCCUGUGUGAGCAGUGGCCUCUUGCUAGGUGACCAACUUCCAGUGUUCAUUGCCUGCAGUUCCCGUUGCAAUGUUCUCUCGCCAACAGGUUGGGAUGGACCUUCUUUCACUGACUACAGCAAUUCCUGUCGGGUUUGGAAGCGAUUUUGAUUGACAAGCCGUGAAACGCAUCUCAGGAUCUUUUCCCGACCACAAUUCUGAUGUGUUUCGUGGCCACGUGUGGUACACCACUGCUCAUAGACACGUCUUAUUUAAUUUUAUGGUAGCCUCUAAAUUAAAACAAAAGGCCUAAUUUGCAAAAUAGUGAUGAAAUUAGCUCAUAUUUACACUUUCAACUCGAGGGUUAUUUACGAUGGCCAUGUACCCAUUCGGCAAUACUACAAACACUUUAUCUGCAAAUUUACACUCAAUUGGGACACUUUAUAUAUGUUUGUUUAUGUUGCUUUCAAGGCAUAGGUUGCUGCUUCUGUGGUGUCAUAGAUAACUAGAAAAAUUGGAAAAGGUAAUUUCCGGCUCGAUGUGUCCCGAAAACGUUCCUGGUUUUUCGGGACUAACGAGGAUCCAGUCCGGCUCUAAAUUUUGUUCGUAAUAGUGCGUGUCAAACUAAAUAAUUGGUUUCCCGACCAUUGAAGUGUUUUUGUGGACUACCAUUUCAAUCAAAACAAUACUCCUGUUGAAAGCAAUUUACAGUAUUAAUUAUUUGUCUCAAAAGAUCUAAAAUACAUUUAUAUCAAUUUUUGAAAUAUUUUUUGAGAAUAAACAUCUUAAAAUAAUUCAUGGGCCACAUUGUUUACAUAAAAGGCCUUGGGCAUAACAUUCCCUAACGAAGUAGGUGCGAAAAACAUUUUUGAGUUACAAAAUUAAUAAAGUUAUUAAUAUUAUAUUAUAUAGAACAUAUGUUUUAACAUCUAAUACUAUUAGAGAAGCAUAAACUUUACAUUUUAAAUUAUUAAGAAAUACUAUGUAACCUUUUAAUAUAAUUCAUGACCCAGUUGUUCACUAAAUUCAUGUUUGCUGAUUAUAACAUUUGAAUCACUAACCACAUGACUUACCACUUGUGUAUUCUGGUAGGCACGAGUUGAACUUGCUGUGUAAGCUUUUGGCCUUUCCAAUCAGAGUUGCUGCCAACUUGCUGGCCGGCUUAAUAUAAACAUGGCUGUACACACACCGGCGCCUGUGAUAUUUCUGCAUAAUAUAAAUCUUUGUACAAUUUUUGAUGGGUUUUUAAGUAAAUAGGUAAUGAAAGAAGUGAGUGUAUUAAUAAAGGGUAAGGGUGAGCUAUCAUUUUUUUAUUUGUCUCAUUCUUAGUUAUUUCCAUUGUUACACAUGUGCUGUUGCCAUUUUACACACUUGAUGUUCGAAUUGAGAGGGAAAAUUUUCUGAUUUGAAUAAAUACUAAUCUCCCCCUUUCUCACUACUUAAAACCGAUCUGAAAUUAGGUGCAUUUAAUUACAACUCUGAAUUUUUUACUGUAGUCCCCCUAAAGUUCUUACAGGACAGAUAGUUGCUGAAUGUUGAAUGUAAACAUUGUCAGGCAAAUAAAUAUGAAUGCAAAUCGGCAGGAAUGUGUUUCUCCAAUGGAAAAGUGAAGCUGCUGGCACUAAUUGAGCCUCUGUCUCCCUAAAUGAAGCCUCUUUGCUCCGCCUAAGGCCAAGCAAUGCCAGGUAUGAAUAUUAGUGAUACAGUAGAUGUCUGGAGUGUAUGGAAGUCAUUUGAUGGGGGGAAAAGGGUAUGCAGGAAGUUGUAGAUAGCCAAAGAUUCAUUCAGUAUUUGUUUUGAUAGUGGUAGCUAGCUUCCAGUUUGUCGUAGUUUGUACACUUGUGUAUAAGUAAUUGUUUUAUAUUAGUAGGCACAUUUAUUGAUUUAAAAAUUUACUUCAAGCAGGCGUAACCUUCAUUUUCACUUGUAUUAAUUUUGUCCUUCGUAACUUGUGUACUAAUUUCAGCUGUAAGUUGUUUGAUGGAUCAGUCUAUAGAACUGCUGUAAUUCUGUUUUGUGGCUAUUUAAACUGAGUGUUGCAUCAAAGAGUUUAUUAAUGUGUAUUAAGUGUUUUUUCUGUAUUUUUGUCAUGAUGCCAUUUUGAAAAUGUUUACAAUAAAUAGGUAGCACAUGGGUGGACAGCCAAUAGCCUUGUGCAACAGUGAAGGGACCAACUAUCGCGGAGCUACUCUAUGUGACGAUGUAGUAAAAUUUACACUGUUAAUCAGUUACUGGCUCCCAAUGUCACUAUUUUUAAAUUUAAAUUUCUCGUGGAGAAGGGGGAAGAAGGGGUGAAAACUCAGACGAUGGCCGUACAGAGAGGCAACAUUGGAGUACGUGUUGGUUGCAAAUGUUUCCCCACUGGUUUUCGCGGUGCCUGUAUGCUUCCGUGCCUCAUGUGCUGCCUGCUCUGAGCAAACAGAUUUAAGGAUUUGGUAGACUGGGGUCCACCACCAUUAUUUUGCUCUCAAAUUUGUAAGCAUGAUAAUGUAAGCAGGCCACUUCAGAUGUAUGUUAUUCAGUUUUACAAGAGUUUAAAGUGUAUGAUGAAAAAAAAAACUUUUCUCUUAUCUUAGUAUCCACACUAUUGCACAUUGUCAUGUUCAGUUUUGAAAAUGCUGUAUCUUUUACUUGUGGCUAGUGCAAUUAGGGCAGACUGCCUGUACGUGUCUCCCAGCACUUAUGUUCCACCGGAGGCUGUCCAUGUCUGAUGGAGUGUUUCAGGCUUGCUCCAGGUGGCACAGACAAAUGGAAAAGUGUUAUAUUUGACUGAAUUGUAAGUAAAGGUAAAAAAAAAUUCAAUAAGUUGUUAAGCUUUUAUUGAAAUUAUUUCAAGGAAGAUUAUGGAAGUUUACUAAUGUCAUCUUUUUUUUAGUCCGUCACAUCACAUGAGUGUGAAAUUGUGGUGAAAGGUACAGUUUGAUUAUCUGUGCAGUUAUAACAACUGACACACAAUGUUUAUUGAAGCAUUAAGAUGUUUUAUUUACAGGGUGGUGUUUAGGUUGUGUAGAAUCCAAAGUGAACCUGUGGUGGGAACCCUUGCAGGGAGAAAUGUUUUGAAAACUAACCUGAAAUAAUUCCAUUUUAGAAAAAUUUUCUAACUUAAACUUGUAGAAAAUUUUUUACCAUACAUUAUUUUUAUGUUAAUGAAUUGAUAAGAUAAUAAAAAUGAAAAGAAUAGAAAGUCA
Messenger RNA from Bacillus rossius redtenbacheri, 6131 nucleotides. It is a transcript of the gene Ubc10, whose product is annotated as ubiquitin-conjugating enzyme E2 L3. Bases 80 to 544 code for a protein of 154 amino acids. NCBI's taxonomy places the organism in Eukaryota, Metazoa, Arthropoda, Insecta, Phasmatodea, Bacillidae. The record is from RefSeq and is a predicted model, not a curated record. The transcript has 4 exons.